Camelus dromedarius (Arabian camel) is the source of this 2561-nucleotide messenger RNA. RefSeq names its product nuclear autoantigenic sperm protein (gene NASP). NCBI's taxonomy places the organism in Eukaryota, Metazoa, Chordata, Mammalia, Artiodactyla, Camelidae. The transcript is spliced from 15 exons. Gene Ontology annotation, molecular function: histone binding. The coding region runs from base 110 to 2455 and encodes 781 amino acids. Gene Ontology annotation, biological process: CENP-A containing chromatin assembly; DNA replication-dependent chromatin assembly. Gene Ontology annotation, cellular component: nucleoplasm. The record is from RefSeq and is a predicted model, not a curated record.
GGUCUCCAAUCUGCCAUUUUUUGUCCCUGAGUAAGUCUCUGGCGUCCCAAAUUCCCUGUUUUUUUCACAGGCUCUAUUCCGUCCGCUGGUCCACCACCUCAGGGGAACGAUGGCCGCAGAGUCCACAGCCACUGCCGCCAUCGCCGCGGAGCUGGUUUCCGCCGAAAAAAUUGAAGAAGAUGCUCCUGCUCCUUCUACCUCUGCAGAUAAAGUGGAGAGUCUGGAUGUGGAUAGUGAAGCUAAGAAACUAUUGGGUUUAGGACAGAAACAUCUGGUGAUGGGGGAUAUUCCAGCAGCUGUCAAUGCCUUCCAGGAAGCAGCUAGUCUUUUAGGUAAGAAGUAUGGAGAGACAGCUAAUGAGUGUGGAGAAGCCUUCUUUUUCUAUGGGAAAUCACUUCUGGAGUUGGCAAGAAUGGAGAAUGGUGUGUUGGGAAAUGCCCUGGAAGGUGUGCAUGUGGAAGAGGAGGAAGGAGAAAAAGCAGAAGAAGAAUCUCUGGUAGAAAAUAAUGAUAACAUAGAUGAGGAAGCAAGGGAAGAGUUGAGAGAACAGGUUUAUGACGCCAUGGGAGAAAAAGAAGCCAAAAAAACAGAAGACAAUUCUCUGGUAAAGCCCGAAAUGGAUGAAGAACAAGAGACUGAAAUGGAAAAGGGUGGAAGAGAAGAUAUGGAUGUAAGUGAGCCUGCAGAGGAACUACAGGAAAGAGCUGAAUCAACUUCAGAUCAGUUACCUGAAACCACUGAAGAGGCAAAAGGAGCAGCAGCACCAGAAGGACUGAUUGAAGAUGAAGUCACUUCUGAGAAGCCAGAACAGGAAGUACCAGAUGCUGAGGAAGGAAAAUCAGUUACUGGAACUGACGUCCACGAAGAGUGCAGAGUCAAAGGGGGUCAGGGAAAAGUAAUUGUGAGCAUAAAGGAGGAGAAGCCAAAAGAAGCUUCAGAAGAGCAGCCUGUUGUGACUCUAGAAAAGCAGGGCACUGUAGUGGAGAUAGAAGCAGUCAAGCCAGUGGAUGUGGGUGGGGAUGAGCCAAAGGAGCAGGUAGCUGCUGCCUCUGAAGAUGAGCCAGGAAAGGCUGCUCUUGAGCAGUUGAUAGGGCAAGAGUUGCCUCCUGUUGAAGAGUCAGCAGAGGCUGCAGAGGCCUCAGCUGCAGAAGCUGGAUCAGAAGUUUCUGAGAAGCCUGGGCAGGAGACCACAGUUUUCCCUAAGGGUGGUGCAGUCAAUGGACUGUCAGCUGCAGGGGAUCAUACUCCCACUGAACCACAGACUAAUGCAGAAGGACUGACAGAAAUAGAAGAUGGCCCAGGACUAGAGGAGAAGGUCAGGGCAGAGUUGGUUCCUAGCCAGGAGGAGACUAAGCUGUCUAUACAAGAAUCUGAGGCAGCUGGAGAUGGGGUUAAGACUGAGGUAGCCCAGGGGGCUACUGAGAAAUCCCCUGAAGACAAAGUUAAGAUAGCUGCUAAUGAAGAAACACAAGAGAAAGAAGAACAGAUGAAAGAGGGUGAAGAAACCGAGGGCUCAGAAGAGGAAGAUAAAGAAAAUGACAAGGCUGAAGAAACACCAAAUGAUUCAAUUCUUGAAAACAAGUCUCUUCAAGAAAAUGAAGAGGAGGAGAUUGGGAACCUAGAGCUUGCCUGGGAUAUGCUGGAUUUAGCAAAGAUCAUUUUUAAAAGGCAAGACACGAAAGAAGCUCAGCUUUAUGCUGCACAGGCACAUCUUAAACUUGGAGAAGUUAGUGUUGAAUCUGAGAAUUACGUCCAAGCUGUGGAGGAGUUCCAGGCUUGCCUAAACCUGCAGGAGCAGUACCUGGAAGCCCAUGAUCGUCUCCUUGCAGAGACCCACUACCAGCUGGGCUUGGCCUAUGGGUACAACUCUCAGUAUGAUGAGGCAGUGGCACAGUUUAGCAAAUCUAUUGAAGUCAUUGAGAAGAGAAUGGCUGUACUGAAUGAGCAGAUGAAGGAAACUGAGGGAUCAUCUACUGAAUAUGAGAAAGAAAUUGAGGAGCUGAAGGAACUGCUACCUGAAAUUAGAGAGAAGAUAGAAGAUGCAAAGGAGUCCCAGCAUAGUGGGAAUGUUGCUGAAUUGGCUCUGAAAGCAACUCUGGUGGAGAGCUCUACUUCAGGUUUCACUCCUAGUGGAGGGGGCUCGUCAGUCUCCAUGGUGGGUAUGCAGAUUGCUAGUAGAAAGCCAGCAGAUGGUGCUUCCUCGUCAAAUUGUGUAACUGAUAUUUCCCACCUUGUCAGAAAGAAGAGGAAACCAGAGGAAGAGAGUCCCCGGAAAGAUGAUGCAAAGAAAGCCAAACAAGAGCUGGAGGUGAAUGGAGGCAGUGGGGAUGCUGUCUCCAGUGGAACUGAAGUUUCGGAAAACAUGGAGGAGGAGGCUGAGAAUCAGGCUGAAAGCCGGGCAGCGGUGGAGGGGACAGUGGAGGCCGGAGCUACAGUUGAAGGCGCUGCAUGUUAAGAGAGGGAGCAGCCUUCCUCCCAAGGGAAAGUGUUUUUGUAUAUAAUGUAUUUUUUCACUUUUGGGGGAUUCUUUUUGUAUAACUUCAAUAAAGACUGUAAGCAAA